This is a messenger RNA of Coniophora puteana RWD-64-598 SS2, 270 nucleotides long. RefSeq lists its product as uncharacterized. The record is from RefSeq and is a predicted model, not a curated record. NCBI's taxonomy places the organism in Eukaryota, Fungi, Basidiomycota, Agaricomycetes, Boletales, Coniophoraceae. Bases 1 to 270 code for a protein of 89 amino acids. The transcript is spliced from 3 exons.
AUGGAGCAUACACAGCAGCUCGGGUGCGAUGGUCCGCACUACAAGAAACCAAGCAGAUUCCUGCAAUCAGCUUUCAUCAACAACACCAUGACCUCAAUGGUUCGCAAGAUGACAGGCUUGCGCAUUCAAUACAUCCAGCCAAAGGGUGCAGUGGUUCUCGCAAUGCUCGUUGUUGAACGCGCUUUCACCAGCUACAGGACAGGCACUCAGUGCGAUGUGCAGAUGUUCUUGCACAAGAGGUUUGAGACAGCAACUCAUCAGUACCAAUGA